UACAAACCAUUGGAUGCAUUAUCAAAGAACACGACAAUUCAAUUGAUUCAGUGGUGUGUAUGAGCAUUUAAAUUGUUGUGAAAAUUUUUUUCUCUGUCAUCAUCUAUUCGGUCGGAAACAGGUGAAAUAGAAAAGAAAGAUUAUACAUUUUCACAGCAAAGAAUAUAAAAUACAAAAAAGAAAAUAAAAAAAAGUACCAUCAACUGAAUCAAGAAGGCUCACGUUUUUCUGAUUAAAAAGAUAUACAUCCGUGAUAGAAUAAUGAGUGCCGCACCAGGUAGCAAUUAUCAUUUCGAUUACAAUAGACACAUUUACAGUGGCAAUUAUGAUCAAAACGAUGUACACACCGAAUUUUCCGAACCAACUGAACAAAACUGGAUUCCAAUGCCAGCCGUUUGUCGAUUUUUUUUGAAUGGCAAUUGCCGAUAUGGUGAUUUUUGUCGUAAUUCGCACAACAUCCAAAAUGAACCGGUAUUAAGUGAACCAGUUGGUGAACUACCACCUCAACAAAACACCGCAACCAACACCACCACAACUAUCAACAACAAUAUCAAUAGUCAUAAUGCUCCCAAUGAUGUUAUACGUAAUUGGAUCGAUGCCCCAGAAUUUAUACCACGUUAUAUAAGCCAAAACACCAAUCAAGUCACACAAACAACUAACGAAGAUGAAGGUGCUUCAAGCCAAAACACAGCAAUUUCCUAUGCUCAAAUCGUAUCGGGAAAUCCAUAUACCGAACAUGCGGAGCAAAUGCAAAUGUACGAUACUGAAGCCAGUAAUUUACCACCGCCCGAAAAUACACUUUGUCCCUACAUUAAGUCAACCAUUACCCGAUCGGACGGUACCAUUAGUUGUAAGUAUGGUGAUCGUUGCCCAUACCAACAUGGUGAUCUCUGUGAAAUAUGCGGCUCAUACUGCCUCCAUCCUACCGAUCAAAAUCAACGAAAAACCCAUGAAAAG
Molecule: messenger RNA, 957 nt
Organism: Contarinia nasturtii (swede midge)
Lineage: Eukaryota; Metazoa; Arthropoda; Insecta; Diptera; Cecidomyiidae
Product: probable E3 ubiquitin-protein ligase makorin-1
Exons: 4
Biological process (GO): protein polyubiquitination
Molecular function (GO): metal ion binding; ubiquitin protein ligase activity
Source: RefSeq, a predicted model, not a curated record